AUGGGAAUGUCUCCCACCUCUGCUCCGAGAACAACGCAGAGCUGUGGCAGGCCACACUGGGGCCAGAGGGGGAGCUCAGAUUUCGCCCUGCCUGCCGUGGUGCAGUGUCGGUGGGACGGCCAGGCACCACUGCCCCCUCCUCCUUCUCUGAGCACUGUCCCUCCAGUCAGCCCUCACAGAAGCACAUCAGCAGCGAGUCUGACACCAGCCGAGGAUGCACUCUGCACAUGA
Messenger RNA from Knipowitschia caucasica, 231 nucleotides. The record is from the annotation of a GenBank genome assembly. NCBI's taxonomy places the organism in Eukaryota, Metazoa, Chordata, Actinopteri, Gobiiformes, Gobiidae.